AGUUGGGGGUGACUAAAAUGGUGCACGUAUCAAACAUGAAUUCUUCUCGGUCUCUAGAAACCCCGAUCCCUCGGACAUUUCGGACGAGACGAGAGAGAUGGGAGGAGGAGCGAUGAGAACCGCGGCCAAGGCCGCCCUCGGUGGCUACCGCUCCGUGGGGCCGCUCGCUGGCCAGGCGGCGGUGGCUGCUGCCCGGAGGGCUUCCAGACCACCGCCCGCGACCGUCUCCGCUGUGGCGCCGGUGGCUGAGGGAGGCCCCGCGGUCCCCCUCCUCUCCUCGGAGAAGGGCCGGAGCGACGCCCUCGCGGUCCAGGAGAUCCAGAGGUCGUCAUGGGAGAUCGACGAAUGGGAGUUCGCUGGCGGGGAGGAGGAGGAGCUUCUCGAUUCGCUGCAUCCGGCCCCGAGGGUCGUGUUCGGGCCCGUACCGACCUUGGAGGAGGCGAAGGAGGCGACUGCGGAUCUCAAAGAUGCCGUCGAGAGGGUAUAUUUCUCUCCAAGUACUGAGGUUUCUCUAGAGGGAGUUCAGGGAUGUACUUCUCGUGAAAAUGUAGCACUAGUGCAGUCAAUGCCUAAACAUGUUGUCCAGGCAUUUUCAUUGCUGCAAGGAAGCCCGGAAGCUCAGGAUGUUGUUGCUUCACUUGCGGCUGAUAAGAAUGUUUGGGAUGCUGUAAUGAAAAAUGAGAAGGUUAUGGAGUUCUACAGGACUCAGCAGUCUGUUGUUCUCCAGGCUGAAACAAAUGUGGAUUUUGAGGAAUCUGUUGGUGAAAAUGAGUGCACCAAAGAAUAUCCCGAGAGCCCAAAAAGUCCUGCAGGAGACUCCCAAACCUCAGUCUUUACAGAAAUAAUGGGUCACAUCAAGCUGAAAGUAACAGAGAUGGUAAGUCAUAUAUCCAACUUCCUUCAAGAUCUUUUGGGGACUUCAACAGGAGCUCAGAGCUCUAGCAGCACAAAGAGUACCGGCUCCAUUGGGUCUAAUGUGGAUGUCGCUGUAGGAGCAUCCUUCAUAGCAUUGGCAAUUGCAACAAUCUUGGUGGUUUUGGUCAAGAGAGGAUAGUUUGAGAAGCCAGUCUCUCUGCUGCUUUGAUAUUAAUUCACACUAUGUUCCAACAUACAAGAAACUUUAUUCCAUUGCAUUAUCAUCUCUCAUGGAUUUGUGGGGAAUUGAUUUUUGGAGAGACCUGUGGUAGUCAGUGGAAUCUCUUUUCAUCCUGUGUCUGUUGUAUCUCUGUGUAGAGCAUAUAUAUAAGAAUAUAAACAUAAUGGUGAAGUGGAAUGGUUGGUAAAGAAUUUCUCAUCAGUGUCAUAUCCCAGAAGUAAAUCACUGUUGUUAUUUAUCUCAGCAAAUUCUAAAUCUAGUGGCCCUUUGGCAUCUCA
Molecule: messenger RNA, 1374 nt
Organism: Elaeis guineensis (African oil palm)
Lineage: Eukaryota; Viridiplantae; Streptophyta; Magnoliopsida; Arecales; Arecaceae
Source: RefSeq, a predicted model, not a curated record